AUGACUGGAUCCUCUUCUUCUACAUCAUCUUCUACACUUUCUGAUAAACCUUCUUCUACGAUAAACAUUAAACAUGUUGUUCCCUUGGUACUUGAUUUGGAUCGUAUGAAUUACGAUAUCUGGCGUAAGCUUUUUGAGAUCCAUUGCAUUGGAUACGGAGUCAAAGAUCAUCUUGAACCCCCAAAAGAAAAGAUUUUUGCAGAAAAAAAUGAUGAAUGGACCCGGUUAGAUGCCAUCGUGAAGUCUUGGAUGUAUGGCACCCUUAAAAUCUCUCUUCUUCACCUGAUUUUUGAGAAACAGAAAACAACAUAUGAUGCUUGGCUGAAACUUGAAAAAGUUUUUCGAACCAACAAAGAAAAUAAGGUAAUUCAACUGGAUAAUGAACUGAGGAAUUUUACCAUUGGAACUUAUUCUGUUACAGAAUAUUAUAAUCGUAUCAAAAACCUUGCUGGUCUCCUCAAUAACAUGGAUGCAAAAGUUGUUGAACCUAACCUUGUUGUUUACACCUUAAAUGGGUUGUCUCCAAAAUUUCGAGUCUUUGCAACUACAAUCCUUCAUCGGGAUCCUUUACCCUCGUUUUGGGACGUCAGGUCCAUGCUCAUCCAGGAGGAACAACAACUUAUUCAAGAAGACAACCGUCAAUCUUCUCUUACCAACUACGAUAAUGCCUCAUCACCUCAUGCCCUUGCCACUAAAUCUACAAAUUAG
Messenger RNA from Lactuca sativa (garden lettuce), 708 nucleotides. RefSeq lists its product as uncharacterized. Lineage: Eukaryota; Viridiplantae; Streptophyta; Magnoliopsida; Asterales; Asteraceae. The record is from RefSeq and is a predicted model, not a curated record.